CCGCCCUCCCCCCCUCCCCCUCCCAAUUUUUUUUUCUUCUUAUUUUCCUGCUGUGUCAUUUUCUUGCAUUUCCUCUUGUCCCAUCUCUCUCUCUUUUCCAUGUUUUCAUCAUCAUUGUUAGUAACGUCCUCAUAAACUUUACACUUAUCUCCAACAACCCAUUUCAAGAAACUGCAAAAUAUUUCCAUAGCACUAAAAAAAGUGGGAAAAAAGAAGAAAAAGGUCAAUUUUUUUUUUUUUCAUUUUGUUGGUGUGAAAUCAUGGAUCUUUGGUCAGUACAUGUAAAGAACACCAAUCUGCUAAUCAGAAAUGAGAAACCCUUUGUUUCUUGCCAUUUGAAAAGUGUCAGAGUUGAUAAUUGGAAGGUGUUCGAGAUCAGAGUACCUAAAAGACAGUCUUACCCUUUACUUGUUAAAGCUAUGGGUAAGAAGAAUUCUGAUAAUUCCAAUUCCUCAUCUUCUUCAGGGAAGGGCCCAGAAGACGAUAACCUAAAAGGGAGCAACCCAUCUUCUGAUGCUCAGAAAUCUCAUCAGAAGCCCUUGGACUGGAGGGAAUUCCGAGCAUCUCUCUACAUUCAGGAGCUGCAGGCGGCAAAUGCAGUCUCUGACACUCGCAAGCAAGAGGGAACAAGUUUUGGUCCGAAAGCUCUUCCCUUGAAGUGGGCACAUCCAAUUUCAGCACCCGAGAAUGGCUGUGUUCUUGUUGCCACUGAAAAGCUCGAUGGAGUUCGUACUUUUGAAAGAACGGUAGUUCUCCUCCUCAGAUCUGGAACCAAGCACCCACAAGAGGGUCCAUUUGGUGUAGUCAUAAACCGGCCACUAGGCAAAAAGAUCAAACACAUGAAACCCACAAAUCUCGACCUGGCAACAACCUUUGCUGAUUGUUCCUUGCACUUCGGUGGGCCCCUUGAGGCAAGUAUGUUUUUACUAAGAUCAGGGGCUGGUUCAGAGCUACCUAGAUUCGAAGAGGUGGUUCCUGGUGUGUGCUUUGGUGCUCGAAACAGUUUGGAAGAAGCAUCUGCAUUGGUAAACAAAGGGGUGCUUAAACCUCAAGAUUUCAGAUUCUUUGUUGGCUAUGCAGGAUGGCAGCUUGACCAGUUGAGGGAAGAGAUUGAAUCCGGCUAUUGGUACGUUGCCUCUUGUAGCGCAAAUCUGAUUUUUGCAGGUUCACAAACUUCGUCAUCAGAGAGUUUGUGGGGAGAGAUAUUACAGUUGAUGGGUGGUCAGUAUUCGGAAGUAAGUCGGAAGCCUAAGCAAGACAUAUAAGCUUCUCAAUGAGCAUUCAGGUUUGAUAGAAAGAGAAGUUUGUGUGAAAGUCAAAUGUACAUAAUGGUGGCACAGGUCCUAAUCUAGUAGAGCUCUCGUCUUCCAUUUCUGCUUUCUCUCCUAGACCUUGCUAAUAAGUUAUGAUCAAUGUAUGUAAAUGAAUAACUCUUUGGAGGAUCCUAGUAUUAUGAUUAAUUUAACGUCUCAUUGCUUCUCUAA
Lycium barbarum (goji berry) is the source of this 1484-nucleotide messenger RNA. RefSeq lists its product as uncharacterized. The coding region runs from base 261 to 1265 and encodes 334 amino acids. NCBI's taxonomy places the organism in Eukaryota, Viridiplantae, Streptophyta, Magnoliopsida, Solanales, Solanaceae. The transcript is spliced from 3 exons. The record is from RefSeq and is a predicted model, not a curated record.